Messenger RNA from Vairimorpha ceranae, 864 nucleotides. RefSeq lists its product as hypothetical. Lineage: Eukaryota; Fungi; Microsporidia; Nosematidae. The transcript has a single exon. The record is from RefSeq and is a predicted model, not a curated record. Bases 1 to 864 code for a protein of 287 amino acids.
AUGUUAUACCUUUUGAUGCUUUUGGCCAAAACUGUAUGUUUUAGUGAAGAUGUUGAUGAACAGGCAUUAGAAAGUUGUGGUGUCAAUAUUAACCCGAUAAUGAAACGAUAUGCUAGUAUUCUUGAAAAUUAUCUCAAUAAAUGUUAUUUGUCUAUUUUAAAUGAGUGUAGAAAUAAAGUAUACACAAAAGAAUUAAUAAUUGAGGAAAAAGAUUAUAUAAUUAAAAUGCUUCAAAAAAUCGACGAAGAUGGAAAGGAUCCUUCUAAUGUGUCAAAAGGUAUUGUAAAAUUAAUUAAAGAACUUAAAAGCGAACUUGAAGUAACGAAGAAUGAACUAUCUGAAUGUAAAAAGAAGCAUGAUGACAAAAUGCAAACUUGUCUAAAUGCGCUUAAAGAUAAAGAUGCUUCUAUCAUACGAAUUCAAGAAGAAUUACAGAACAAAAAAAAAGAAUUGUGUGAACUUUUAAAAAACAAAAUGGAUAAAGGUAAGGCAUCUGAAUCGAUUGUCAAGGAGAAUAAACAAAACAAAGAAACAAUAAGUUCAUUGGGUGAUCCUUCAGAUGUUAAUGAUAGCAAAUUGUCUCUUAGUUCAAAAAAUGUUCAAAUCAUUGCUUUAAUUAAAGAUUUACGAAAGAAAUUAAAGUUUGAUUGUAGAAAUACAUUAUCAUCUUCGAAGGUUUGUACAAAAAAAUCAGUUCCUAUACAGAAUUAUGAUGAAUUUACUUAUAGCAAUGGCUCUUUUAACAAAUCUUAUAAAGAGAUUUUAAUUAAAAAAUUAUUAGAAUGUAAUAAAGUGCAGCAUGAUCGCCAUCGUAAGCGAGCAGGCGAAAAUUCCGAUGAAGAAAAUGAUGGAGAUUUAGCUUAA